Messenger RNA from Exophiala viscosa, 1329 nucleotides. Its product is annotated as putative zinc-type alcohol dehydrogenase-like protein. Bases 1 to 1329 code for a protein of 442 amino acids. The transcript has 2 exons. Gene Ontology annotation, molecular function: zinc ion binding; oxidoreductase activity. The record is from RefSeq and is a predicted model, not a curated record. NCBI's taxonomy places the organism in Eukaryota, Fungi, Ascomycota, Eurotiomycetes, Chaetothyriales, Herpotrichiellaceae.
AUGAAUACUAUCGUUGCUAACAAGGCGGAGGAAAAGCUUGGUGACCGACCUACCACUACCACUAAUGAGUAUAAUUCUCGUGCCGAUGAGACCAUGCUUGCGCUUCGCUGGCACGGUGACAAGGAUGUCCGCAUUGAAGAAGUCCCUGCACCUACCAUAACCGAGCCUACCGAUGUCAUCGUGAGAGUUACCGGCACGACAGUCUGCGGUAGUGAUCUGCAUCUGUACCACAAGGAGAUCAUGCAAUUACAGGAAGGCGAGAUCUUGGGACAUGAAUUCAUGGGCAUAGCCGAUGAGGUCGGGUCUGAAGUCACAUCGAUCAAGAAAGGCGACCGAGUCGUGGCCAGUUUUCAAAUUGCUUGUGGCAAAUGUCAAUUUUGCAAAGAAGGCCUCACCAGUAUGUGCGACCGCACAAACUCGUCUGCUUUGCAGGAAAAGCUCUAUGGUAAACCCUUUGCGGGCUUGUUCGGCUACUCCCAUUUUGCAGGAGGCUUCGCCGGCGGUCAAGCCGAGUAUGUUCGGGUACCAUUCGCCAGCUACAAUCUUCUCAAGAUCCCCGACCAUGUUCCCAACGAAAAAGCAUUGUAUCUUAGCGACAUCGUUCCAACCUCCUACCACGCGACCGUCUGCGCCGACGUAGAGAAAGGCAAGAGCGUCGCCGUCUGGGGUCUUGGUCCUGUCGGCAUGCUAGCGUGCCAAUGGAGCAAGCUCGCGGGAGCGAGACGCGUGAUCGCCAUCGACCAGGUGCCAGAACGUCUCGCACGCGCCCGGGACAUGGGCUGCGAUACCAUCGACUUCUCGAAGCAAAAGGACGUCGUCAGUGCGAUCUAUGAGCUUGAGGCGCAGGGCGUGGACUGCUGCAUUGAUGCAGCUGCUUUCAGGUACACGAAGACACUGCUGCACAGUGCUGAGCGCCUUGUGGGCCUGGAGACAGACAGCAGCGAGAUCCCCAAUGAGACCUUACGCGCAGUGCGCAAAUUCGGAACGGUCGCAGUUGUGGCAGACUACGCCGCAAUGACGAACCAGUUCCUCAUCGGAGCUUUGAUGGAAAAGGGUAUCACGUACCGUGGCUGCGGCCAAGCUCCUGUGCAGAAGUAUUGGCACCAGCUGCUGGAGAAGAUCGAGCGUGGCGAGUUCGAUCCCACCAUUGUCUUGACCCACAGGUUCUCAAUUGAGGAAUUCAGCGACCUGUACAAGGCUUUUGAUGAGAAGAAGCAUGGAAUACUGAAGACCUAUGUGCAGACAAGGUUCUCCCCACCACGAACAAAAGGCACUCCCCCAUUGAGCACGCUCAGGUCGGGAGAUUUGAAACCAGUACCUGCAGCCUGA